GUCCCCAGCUCCCCUCGCUCCGCGCGGCCGCAGCUGCUCCCGCCGCUCCCAGCCCGCCCCGGCGCGGGGCCGAGAUUACCUCGGGCUGCGGCAGCUGCUCUGAGGAGGGGCCGGGCUGGCAGCCAGCAGACCCCUGCCGGACACUCAGCAAACGGCAGCCUCACCCCGCAGGGCCGCGCCGCUCCCGCCCCCGCCCCCACCCCACCGCCGCGCCCCGGCUCAGCGCUUCCCGGGGAACGCAGGGGGACCGGGCUCGCAGCGUGACCUUGGCUACUCAGGAGGCUGAGGCAGGAGAAUCGCUUGAACCAGAGAGGCGGAGGUUGCUGCAAAGCAUGGUGAGGCCCAGUUGAAGAUCUGGAGGCGCUCCUAUGAUGUCCCACCACCUCUGAUGGAGCCCGACCAUCCUUUCUACAGCAACAUCAGUAAGGAUCGCAGGCAUGCAGACCUCACAGAAGAUCAGCUACCCUCCUGUGAGAGUCUGAAGGACACUAUUGCCAGAACUCUGCCUUUCUGGAAUGAAGAAAUAGUUCCCCAGAUCAAGGAGGGGAAAUGUGUACUGAUUGCAGCCCAUGGCAACAGCCUCCAGGGCAUUGUCAAGCAUCUGGAGGGUCUCUCUGAAGAGGCUAUCAUGGAGCUGAACCUGCCGACUGGUAUUCCCAUUGUCUAUGAAUUGGACAAGAACUUGAAGCCUAUCAAGCCCAUGCAGUUUCUGGGGGAUGAAGAGAUGGUGCGCAAAGCCAUGGAAGCUGUGGCUGCCCAGGGCAAGGCCAAGAAGUGAAGGCCAGCGGGGAGGAUACUGUCCCCAGGAGCACCCUCCCUGCCUGUCUUGUCCCUCUGCCCCUCCCACCUGCACAUGUCACACUGACCACAUCUGUAGACAUCUUGAGUUGUACCUGCAGAUGGGGACCAGUGACUCCCAUUUUCAUUUUAGCUAUUUGGUCUCCUGCACCCACUCCCUUCAUACAAUCUAGUCAGAAUAGCAUUUCUACAGCACAGGUUCUCAGUCCAAGCUGUGGAAAAGCUCCCCUUAUCCAACAGAGUUUAAAAGUAGUGACUUGGGUUUUUGCAAGUUGCUUUGUUUACUAAGGACUUGUGGGGAGGAACCAUGCUAAGCCAUGACCAAUGAGGAGAAGCAACAGAGCCUGUCUGUCCCCAGGAGCCAGUCCUCUGCUCUUCUGCAGUCAGGCCACUGCCUGGGGGCUCUAGUCAUUCCAGUGGAAGAUGAAUGUAACCUGCAUGGUGAUAUGACAACUGUUUCCUCCCUGACCCCAGAGGAGCUGGCUCUAGAAGGUUGGGAUCAAUCCUGAAUUUAGUUAUGUGUUACAUUUAAUUUAAAAAGUAUAGUAUAUAUAAAUAAUACAAAACAAUAACCCUUCUGGGGUUUUUUGUGGCGGUUGAAUAGUCCCACAUGUGGUCAUCAGAAAAUAAGCCAUUCCUCAUACCCAUAUAGGAUCAGCUCCUUGACCUCUGAGGGGCAGGAGUGCUUCCUGGUGUGUGUAUUAGAACCCUUCCUGCCUUGUUUCGUGGCAGUGAAAUGCCUCUUGGUCCUGUCCAAGUGUGUCUUUCACUGAUUUCUGAAUCAUGUUCUACUUGCUUGGCCCUGCCACAUGGGUCCAAUGUUCAUCUGAGCAUAAUUGUACUCAAUCCUUUUUCCAGAUCAGUAUAAUAAAGGAGUGAUGUGAAAAAAAAAGAAAAGAAAAAAAGAAAU
Molecule: messenger RNA, 1708 nt
Organism: Pongo pygmaeus (Bornean orangutan)
Lineage: Eukaryota; Metazoa; Chordata; Mammalia; Primates; Hominidae
Product: phosphoglycerate mutase 1-like
Exons: 2
Coding region: 389-778 (129 amino acids)
Biological process (GO): glycolytic process
Molecular function (GO): intramolecular phosphotransferase activity
Source: RefSeq, a predicted model, not a curated record